AUAGAAUAUAUUUUAUACUGACAUUCUAUCAUAUAUUGGACUGUGAUUUCUUUUGAAGACUGAAAUAUUACUAUUUUAAAUGAUCAUGCAUUCUAUACAGUUUAGACCAGUUCGAUACCAAGAUGGAAAUAUGCAUUGUACUUUAAAAUUCGGAAGCUUCGUGUAGCCCCUGUUUCGAAAUUCGAAAUCCCAUGAUCGUCACCAAGUGAUAUAGAACACAUAUUUAUAAAAAAGAUAAAUAUUACUAACUUGUAUACAAUAUUUAAUAGAAGUUAAACAAAUCAAUUCACAUGAUUAUAACAAAUAAAAUGGGAGUAUUGGCUCAACAGCAUGAAAAUUAUUGGAUUAUCAAGUCGUCUAAACUGAUUUUGAUGUGCAAAGAACAACAUAAGAAAGUUAACGCCACAGGAAAACACAGAUAUUUAUUUUUCAAAACAUCAUUUCAUGCAUGCAACGACAUAGGGAUGCUUGAUGACCAAAUACGAGAUUAGUCUAUUCGAAUUUUAAUAUAAUUUUUUGUCAUUUUUUAAAAUUCGAAUUGACAUAUUUGGCAAUACAAAAACAGUAAUAUAGUUUUGCGAACAGAAGUUGGUCAAAAUAUGGCUUUGAGUACUCUGAAAACGUUUAACGCGACUACAAAACUGGCCUCAUAUGCGAAUUGGAAAGGACCCCAUCUUCCAAUUAUCAUGGCAGGAAAGGGAUUUAGCUAUAGUGGACAUGAUCUCAUCGUUGAAUGCGAUGAUUGUAAAGCUAAAGUGGAUAUGAAAACUGAAGACAUUAUUUCAUUAUCAGAUAGCCAUUCAGGGGGUUGUAGAAUAAGUCAAAUUUUACGAGAGAAGAAGGCAAAUCCUAUUGUAAGCCAUCGGGGUCCUUUUUCUCAACAAAUGCAAUGUGAAAAAUUCACAUACGAACUUUUGUUGUAUCCGUCCUUAGCUUCAAUUAUGCUAGCACCAAGCGAUGAGUGUCCAUGCAAAGUAUGUUGCCGUGGAAACCAUAUACUUUCCACUGUGUUCCCAUUUAGGCCCAACGAUAUGUAUGGCUAUCCAAGGCUCUUCGGGAAAAGACUUAUAAAUUCCAUAAAGCAAAGAUUAGAGGAGCACAAUGGCCCAAUACAUCCACAGUUAACAGAUGUAGAAGUACGCAAAAGAACUUUUGCAUUGUACGAGUUGGAUCAAAAUAUUGAAACUUUGGCUGAAGCAGGGUUUUACUUUGCAGGUCAAAGAAAGGAAAUUGUAUGCUUUUAUUGUGACGGUAGUCUUCGGCAAGAGGUACUUGCAACAAACCCAUGGGAGGAACAUUGUCGAUGGUUCCCGGUCUGUCCUUAUGUUCUGAAAACAAAGGGAGAGUCAUUUGUACACGAUACAAUGAUUAACACUAAAGCACUAAAGACACAUCUUAAAGGUUAG
Mytilus trossulus (common blue mussel) is the source of this 1406-nucleotide messenger RNA. RefSeq lists its product as uncharacterized. Gene Ontology annotation, molecular function: cysteine-type endopeptidase inhibitor activity involved in apoptotic process. The record is from RefSeq and is a predicted model, not a curated record. NCBI's taxonomy places the organism in Eukaryota, Metazoa, Mollusca, Bivalvia, Mytilida, Mytilidae. Bases 600 to 1406 code for a protein of 268 amino acids. Gene Ontology annotation, cellular component: cytoplasm; nucleus. Gene Ontology annotation, biological process: regulation of cell cycle; negative regulation of apoptotic process. The transcript is spliced from 4 exons.